Molecule: messenger RNA, 690 nt
Organism: Pediculus humanus corporis (human body louse)
Lineage: Eukaryota; Metazoa; Arthropoda; Insecta; Psocodea; Pediculidae
Product: GTP-binding nuclear protein RAN1, putative
Exons: 6
Coding region: 1-690 (229 amino acids)
Molecular function (GO): GTPase activity; GTP binding
Source: RefSeq, a predicted model, not a curated record
AUGAGUAAUAGGGUAGUUUUUGUAAAUGUUAAAAAGAAUUGUAAUUCGAUAAUUAACGAUCCUAGACUUAGCAAAGUGAUUAUAUUAGGGGAUGUUAAUGUCGGUAAAACAAGUGUGGUCAAUAGAUUUUGUAGGCAAUCAUUUAAUUUUAAUUAUAAAGCUACAAUCGGCGUCGAUUUUGAAAUUCAACAUUUUAAAAUAUUGAAAACUCCUUUCAACAUUCAAAUAUGGGAUACAGCUGGACAGGAGAGAUUUAGAUGUAUAGCAGCAGCUUAUUACAGGAGUGCACAUGUUGUAGUCACAGUAUUUGAUUUUACAAACAUAAACUCAUUAAGAAAUAGUUUAGAUUGGUUAAAUGAAGCAACAAAUGCAAAUUCGUCACUCCCUCCAUUAAAAUUUUUAGUCGGUACUAAAAAGGAUUUAGUGACCGAUUCUGUUUACACUAAAAUUGAAGAAAUAGCAAUUAAAAUGGCCAAAUCAGUGGAAGCAGAAUAUUGGGCAGUUUCUUCCAAAACCGGAGAUGGUGUGAAAGGUUUAUUUUUUAGAAUAGCAGCUCUUUCUUUUGAACGUAUAAUAAAACAAGAAAUGGAAAUGCCAUUAAUUAAAUGCAAAACGUUAAUUUUAACACAAAAAAAUGACAUUGGAAAAAAAGGCUGUAAAAUCGGAGAUAAAAAAUGCUACAUAAAGUAA